This is a messenger RNA of Guillardia theta CCMP2712, 636 nucleotides long. RefSeq lists its product as hypothetical. The transcript has a single exon. The record is from RefSeq and is a predicted model, not a curated record. The coding region runs from base 1 to 636 and encodes 211 amino acids. NCBI's taxonomy places the organism in Eukaryota, Cryptophyceae, Pyrenomonadales, Geminigeraceae.
AUGUUCUUUAGAUAUUUCACAAGGAGAUCUCUUCCUCCCAGCUCGAGCUGCCUCAUCACCCCUGCUGUGAACAUGGGGCCCCUUGUCAUUGCUACCCCGCUCGCCUUCCAUCCUUCAUGGCACCUUGCUCGAUCUCCAGCUGUCUGUCUCUGUCUUGAUGUUUCUCCUACGCUAGAUCCUUCUCUCACAUCGCUUACCCGAACGUCUUACAGUAGCGACAGCAAAGAUCAGAACCUCGAGUACCUCAUCGUACUUGUUCGGUUCCAACUCGUCAAAUUUCGGCAGCUUGUUGGGCGUGUCCUGCCAGUUCCACUCGAUGUCUUCCAGCUGACCCAUCAGAAGGAACUUCCGCCAGAUCUCACGAAGCUAUGGCAAGCAAGGAAGUGCUUCAUCCUCGCGAAACUCCGUGUCCUCGAACAAGCCCUCUUCUCGGUUCCUUGUACAGCGCCGCAUGCUCACUGCGUGAAUCCCCCGAGCUCGGGUCUGCAGGGCUUGUGCUCGCUCACUCCAUCUCUCUGUCGUAUGCACAUGGAGGCUGUAGCGCUCGAGGACGUUGUCGCCGACUUUGAAGACGUACAUUCUCUGAUUCAAGCUCUCCUCCCAGCAGUCCUUGUAGGGGAAGUCAACCACGCUUGA